AUGCCUCAUUCCCAGGAUGCUCGCCAUCGGCGGGUGGGUACCGGCUUCAGCUCGAGUGGGCGGCGUACCGUCAUGGGAUACUGGGCACCUCUUGCCCUGACCGUCGGUAUUGCCGCUAUUGGUGUUGCGGCUUGGAUAUGGACUGAGCGCAAUGAAGAAGACGACGAAGAUGAUCACGAUGACACCCGAGCCGGUGAUCAACCUGCCAGUGCCCCUAGUGGGGUGUCAUUCCCGCGCGGUGACUAUGGGGGAGACUACGCCCGAGCGACAGGUUCAGAUGCUCUUGCCCAGGAGGAUGCUAGUGUAAUGGCUCGCAUGCAAGGGGCGCUUCGGCGCACACCUAGUCCACAGCAAAUCUUUGACGGGGCAAGCAAGAGGGUUGCUGCCGGUGUCGCGGCGGCAGGGGCUUUUGUGGGUGGUGCUCUGACUUCAAUUCGAGAGGAGGGUAGAGGCGACUUCGAGGACCAUUCCCGCUGGUCGGAGGAGGUGGAAUCUCGCAACCAACAGAGGAGCCAGGCGGAGACAACAACGCCCAGUCAACCUCCAACACGCGGUGUUGUUGGGGCCCCAGCGGCCACUGACAAGAAGAGAAAGACGGUUGCGAUUGUGGUGUCAUCAGAAUCAUCUCAUCUUCCAGAAGACUUGACUUCUGAUCAUGUGUCUAUCCUUUCGCAUCUACCUGAACAUAUCAACCCGGACUCGGCUAAAAUUUUCGUUUUGAUCUACGCGCCCGGAUUGAAGCACGCUCCUAAUCAGGGAAGCUCUUCCCACGCCUUGUCCAUCACAUCUUCAUACUCGAACAUUGCUCCUGAGGAAGCCACCUCAUCCCCCGAGCUUUCUACUCUGGAGCCUCGACAGGUCGAUGAUCUAGAGGGAGCGCCGCCUCUUUUCAACACCUUAUACACACAGGGCCAAGCAAUCGUGGAGAAAGAUACCAUGAUUAUGCCUUUCAACUCCCUAACCGGAUACGUACACCUUGUCCGCCACCUCUCUCCUGAUACAGUCUAUGUGCAAGAGUCACUGUCAGGUCAAGACGGUAGCGCGGUGAAUCACAUCGCCGGCUGGGUUAGGCAGGUCGUUGUUGUGGUUGGCGAUGAAGGUGGCCGAGGCGGCCUCAUCGAUAGCGACGAUGAAUCAGUGCUGGCGAACAAGGAAGAGAAAUGGUGGCGCAAAGAGGGUGUUACUGGCAUUGGUAAACGCAUCGACGUGGUCGAUGUGCUUCGUGUUGGGGAUGAUUGGCGACGCAGGAUCAGUGGCAAUGACUAG
Molecule: messenger RNA, 1266 nt
Organism: Aspergillus nidulans FGSC A4
Lineage: Eukaryota; Fungi; Ascomycota; Eurotiomycetes; Eurotiales; Aspergillaceae
Exons: 2
Coding region: 1-1266 (421 amino acids)
Source: RefSeq, a predicted model, not a curated record